Cephus cinctus (wheat stem sawfly) is the source of this 2596-nucleotide messenger RNA. It is a transcript of the gene Scamp, whose product is annotated as secretory carrier-associated membrane protein 5A. The coding region runs from base 429 to 1490 and encodes 353 amino acids. The transcript is spliced from 8 exons. Gene Ontology annotation, cellular component: recycling endosome membrane; trans-Golgi network membrane. Gene Ontology annotation, biological process: protein transport. The record is from RefSeq and is a predicted model, not a curated record. Lineage: Eukaryota; Metazoa; Arthropoda; Insecta; Hymenoptera; Cephidae.
ACUGCUAUCUGUCUAUUUCUAUAUAGUGGACACGUUUCUGGCCUCUAUGCGCCAUCCACUCUCUAUGUCGGAGGAUUAAACUAAUUAGAAUUUAUGCUGUGGAAACGUCAUAACUGGUUUGAACUACCCUAAAAUUUAGUGAAAUUACUAAUCAGAAAACGUUACAAGGGCUGAAUGCUCUUUGACCAAUAGGAUCACGGAAAUUAUUUUAAGCUGUGAAGCUAUUGGUCAAGUUGCUUCUGCGUCGUGUGGGAACAGCACUUGUGAACUCGGCGUCAAAGCUAUUUGGCUGGAAUCACGGCCGAUGUUAUACGUGAGCCAAAAACGAUGGAUUCUCGGUUCUAGAUAAGAUUAAAAAGUGUGGAUCGUUCCUAUAGCGCGUACAGUGUCACAAGCAAGUCGUUUUCCGAAAAUUCGAAAUCUAAUCAAUGUCCGGCUUCGAAGAGAAUCCCUUCGGGGAGCCAGCACUAAAUGAUCCCUUCGCCGAUCCUGCUAUUAGAAGGGCAGCCACAUCCACACCAGCCAGCAGAGGUAUAGAGGAUUAUAAUCCAUUUGCUGAACAAGGAUCGCAAGGAACAGCACAAGUUCGAGGUGCUGCUAAUCCACCAAUCUAUGGAGGCGUGGGAGCUACUCAACAGCCAGCAACUCUUCAGCCUACUAAUCAAGAACCGCCACCACCACCAAUAUAUGCACGCAGUGCACAGCAAACUGUUCCACCUACUGUAGGGAGCACGCCUUCUUCCAGUAUUGAUCGACAGGAAGAAGAAUGGAAAGCAAGGAGAGAUGAGGAAAUGAGAAAUACACCUUAUUAUGCAAGACGAAACAAUUGGCCACCCCUACCAGAAAAGUGCUGCUUCCAGCCAUGUUUCUAUCAAGAUAUUGAUGUUGACAUACCAGCUGAUUUUCAAAAGAUCGUUAGGCAACUAUAUUAUCUGUGGAUGUUUCAUGGUUGCGUAAUGGUGAUGAAUGUCGUUGGCGGAUUUGCAUUGAUGCUUCAUGGCAAGGACUUUUCAACAUUUGGAUUCGCUAUCCUUUAUCUUAUACUCUUCACUCCAUUCUCUUUUCUCUGUUGGUUUAGACCGGCAUACAAGGCGUUUAGGAGCGACAGUUCCUUCAACUUUAUGGUCUUUUUCUUCGUUUUCUUUUUCCAACUAAUCGUUACGGUUAUUCAGACGAUAGGCAUUCCCGGCUCCGGCACUUGCGGAAUAAUAACUGCAAUCGCAGCAUUCGGAUCAUCAGCAGGAGACAUUAUUGUUGGAAUUCUUCUUCUGUUGAUUGCACUCGGCUAUGGUAUUGCUGCUGCUGGGGAUCUUCUACUCUUGUCGAAGAUUCAUCGUAUCUACCGCAGCACGGAUGCGAGCGUUACGAAAGCGCAACAGGAAUUCGCAACGACUUUCCUUCGUAACGAGCACGUACAGAAUGCAGCAAGUAACGUCGCAGCGAAUGCUGUCAUCGCCCAGAUGUCCAAUACUAACCAACCUCGUUAUUAACUAAUCAAUAUUAUCAGUUCCAUGAUAGUUCUACCGCUUAGGUAUGAAUUUUAUCUAACCUUUAAUUCGCGCAGCGGAUUGAAUGGAUGUUUUUGGAUAAUUGGCGCAGGUCUAACGAUAUGCUUACGAACAGCACUUGGAUAAUUGAGUACGAAGAACUAGUGGCGGUCGAGUGACAUCGGAGGUUUACGAUGUGGUUCAAUCGCUCUGAUAUUCACUUUUUCAGUACAGUGAUAGUAUUCGAAAAUUAAUUAUUAUACUGGAAGUAAGAUAUAAUCACCAUGUUUCGCAUAUAAGUCCAUUCAAAUUGAGAUAGAUUUUUUUUCAUGCUUGUAACGCGUAUCGAACAGCUCUUGGGAAAAUUUUCAUCAUAUGCAGUGUUUUUGAAAUGACAUUGCGCAUGCGAAUUACUUAAACGAUACUUUGUACUUCGUUCUCGCGUGGACUACUGUUUGGAUUGAUGCGAGAGUACACGACUAUAAUAUGGUCGCGUAUGCUGCUACGGCUUAGGUAAACUAUUUUCUUUUCGACUUGUAGCCGUACAGUACGCGUGUAUUGACAAUUCACUUGCAUAGGAUUUAUAACGUGUUUUGUCUUACUUGAACGACGAUGUGCACAUAUACAUGACCACUUAGUCGUACAUGGUCGCCAUCAAUGUAAGUGUACUCCUUAGAAUUAACCCAGUACUGUUAUCAUGAAAAAUUGGCAAGAAGUCGAUAGUGAUUUCGAACUACAAAAAAGAACUAUCGCGUAAAAAAAAGUCCACUCAACGCGGAGAGACUGAAAGCCAUGUAUAGAAAAGAUGAGUAAAUACGGCUAUAUAUUUAUUGUUCUAGAAUUUCUUUAGAGGAUAAUCGAGAGAAAUGAAGAUCAUGUAUCAUUAGCGGACCAUUUUUUCGCUUUUUAUUUUCAUUUAUACUUUCUUCGGUCAUAUUGUUCACUCUUUUUUUUUUUCAUUCAAAAACGGUAUAAUUUAUAUCGUCCCUACUAGAACAUAUAUUCUCAGUAGGAAAAACGACAAGGCUUACUACUGACUAACACGAAGAAAAAUUAUGCAACAAAGGAUCACUUGAUAUUUUUGAAGAAUAAAUGUUUCUUUUCCCAAA